GAUUUGUGUCGAAACUUUCAGUUUCGAGAAAAUGCGGUCUUGAGUUUCAAAUAUUUCCUCAUUUUCUAGACGAAUAAAAUGGAUCGGAAGCGAAAAAAUGAAGGGGAUGACGGAGAAGGUGCGAGAACAAAUGGCACUGAUGGUCCAACUCCUGCAAAAAAGGUCAAGGAACAAAGUGGUACUGGCAAUCCAGUUUCAUCAAAAACAGGCAAAGAGCCCAUUCCAUCACCAGCUAGAAGAUCAAAAGAAUCCAGUCCAAUCCCUUCGAAAACACCAAAGGAACCUAGUCCGGCUUCUGCUAAAAAUGCCAAGGAAGGAAGUCCAACUCCAACUAAAAAAUCAAAGGAGAAAAGUCCAACCCCAUCUAAAAAGGCAAAGGAAAGAAGUCCAAUUUCAGCUAGAAAGAAGGACAGAAGUCCUGCUCCAAAGAAGACAAGAGAAAGGAGUCCUGUUCCAAGGAGGGCCAGGGAAAAAAGUCCGGCUUCAGCUAAAAAGACCAAAGAGAUAAUUCCUCCAGAAAAGCGGCCUGAACCUCCACCAAAGAGGGCUAAACCUGAUCCGACUGGAAUCCAAGCCUUGACAACUCGGACAGGAGGAGCUUAUAUUCCCCCAGCCAGAUUGCGUAUGCUACAGCAGCAGAUCACAGACAAAACAAGUAUCGAGUUCCAGAGAAUCUCAUGGGAAGCGCUGAAGAAGAGUAUCAACGGUUUGAUCAACAAGGUCAACACGUCCAACAUCGCCGUCAUCGUGAGAGAACUCUUCCAAGAAAACCUCGUCCGUGGCCGUGGUCUGCUUUCCCGAUCCAUCAUUCAGGCACAGUCUGCGUCGCCAACGUUCACACAUGUGUACGCUUCUCUGGUGUCCAUUAUAAAUUCAAAGUUCCCUAACAUCGGUGAGCUCAUCCUGAGGAGGCUGGUGAUCUUGUUCAGGAAAGGUUUCCGUCGUAAUGACAAGACGAUCUGUACGACAGCAACAAGAUUUAUAGCUCACUUAGUCAACCAGCAGGUGGCCCAUGAAGUGUUAUCCUUGGAGAUCCUGACCUUACUCCUGGAGCGUCCAACUGACGACUCAGUGGAAGUGUGCAUCGCCCUACUUAAGGAGUGCGGCCAGAAGCUGACGGAGGUCUCCCCGCGAGGCAUCAAUGCUGUCUUUGAUCGUCUCCGUAACGUACUCCAUGAGAGUGAGAUUGAUAAGCGAGUGACGUACAUGAUUGAGGUGAUGUUUGCCGUCAGGAAAGACGGGUUCAAGGACCACCCAGCCGUCUUGGACGAGUUGGAUCUGGUCGAAGAAGAUGACCAGAUCACCCACAUGAUGAUGCUAGACCAGGAAGGAGAUUCAGAAGAUCUGCUCAAUAUCUUCAAGAUGGAUCCUGACUUUGCUGCUAAUGAAGAGAAGUACAAGACCUUGAAGAGAGAGAUGCUGGGCGAGGCUUCAUCUGAUGAGGAGGCGGGCAGCCGAUCUGGGUCCGGAUCCGAGUCCGACUCAGGAGAAGAAUCCGGAAGUGAAGAUGAGGAAGGGAAGCAACUGAUUAUUGACAACACCGAGACGACACUGAUCGCAUUGCGGCGAGCAAUCUACCUGACCAUCCAGUCGAGUCUGGAUUACGAGGAGUGUGCUCACAAGUUGCUGAAACUGGAACUGAAACCGGGACAGGAGACUGAGCUUUGCAACAUGAUUCUGGAUUGCUGCGCCCAGCAGAGGACCUAUGAGAAAUUCUUCGGACUAUUAGCCCAGCGCUUCUGUAUGUUGGACAAGAAAUACAUCGACCCAUACGAGGCGAUGUUCAAGGAACAAUACGAAACGAUCCAUCGCUUGGAGACGAACAAACUACGCAACGUUGCCAAGUUCUUUGCUCACCUUUUGUUUACGGAUGCCAUAUCUUGGACUGUUUUGGAGUUUAUCAGGCUGAACGAAGAGGACACUACAUCCUCGAGUCGUAUCUUUAUCAAGAUUCUCAUCCAGGAGCUAUCAGAAUACAUGGGCUUGCCGAAACUGAACGAGAGAUUCAAGGAUGUGACGUUGCAGCCAUACUUUGAGGGUGUUAUGCCGCGAGACAAUCCAAGAAAUACAAGAUUCGCUAUCAAUUUCUUCACAACUAUCGGUCUUGGUGGCCUGACGGAAGAUCUUCGCGACCAUCUAAAAAACAAAAGCAAAGAAGAGCGGAAACAGAAGGAGGAAGAGGAGGAGAGAAAGAAUGGAGUAGGCCUACAGAAGGAGGAUGGAGAGUUGAGCAGCUCCUCUAAAGCUUCAGUAGAUUCAAGCUCAGAUUCAUCAAGUUCCAGUUCUGGCUCUGAUUCAGAGGAAGACAGUAAGACACGAAAGAGAAGCAGCAAGAAGAAGAAGAAAGACAAAAAACGAAGUAAGAAGAAGGCAAAGUCUAGUUCAGACUCGGAUGACAGUGACGUCAGGGAGGUGUCACCCAGACAUGGCAAAGGCAGGCUAGAUAGGCGGAGAAGAGAAGGGAAGGAGAGUCCUGACAAGCGACAGACUGCAAAGCCGAAUCAGCACGGCCAUCGUAGGAGAAGAAGUAGUGGGUCUAGUGAUAGUGACUCUGAUUCAGAUUCUGAGCCGGUUUUGAAUUCUGUAGUAAGUAAGCCACAGCGUAGAGGGCGUGGGAGUGAAUCCCCUCGUCGUAGAGAUCGUAGGAGUCGCGAAAGAACGCCAAAUAGUCCUGAUCGCUCACGUAAUGCUGUUCGCAGUACCGUGACUGUUAAAGAUGCUUCUAGUUUUGGGAAGCGCGAGAGAUCUCGCGAAAGUCCAGAUAGAUCGAGGAACUCACGGAGGUCUCCUCGCAGUCUUGAAAGAUCUCGUAAGUCACCUGAUAGAAAAGAUGGAAGGCGUGUUUCAGAUGGGCGAAGCGAUACAAGGGGUAGUCCUGAUAAACGAAAUAGAGAAGGUGACCGGAGCGAAGAAAGGCGUAGGAGUCCAGAAAGACGGCUGUCUCGUAGUAGUCCCAAAAGACAGCAGUCACGGAAGAGUCCAGAUCGUAGACAGUCUCGUGGGAGUCCCUCCAGAGAUCGGAGGUCCCUUAACAGCCCAGAUGGAAGGCGUCGGCCAAGUAGUCCAAGCAGGGAUCGAGGAUCCCAUAGGAGUCCUGAUAGGGAACAUCGGCGUAGUCCUAAUAAGGAUCAGAGAUCACGUGGUGGUCGUGAUAGGCGACAUGAUCCAAGCAGUCCAGAUCGUGAUGCUGAGAGGAGGCGUAGAAGUGAUGUAACUCCAGAGAAGGGCAAGAAAACAAGUCCGGUUGAGCGAAGGAAAUCUCUUGUUUCACCAGAUUAUGAAAAUAUGGUCCAACUGCGGCCACCACUGCGUCCAAGGGAGCAAGAAAGGUCACGCAGGGGCAGGUCAUCCGAGGAUGAAGGGGACCGGAGAAGAAGCCGUGAGGUUGAGAUGCGCAGGGAGAGUCGUGGGAAUGAGAGUGGGAAUCGUGACCGGGAAAGAGAGCAUAAUGAAACGGUCAUAGGGAGAGGUGGUAAUGAGAGACGAAGCACAGGGGUAUCUUCCCGUGUGGAGAGAGCUCCAACUAGAAAUGAAGCAGUACGGAAGCGAAGCACCACAAGUUCCAGUGCUGAUAGCAGUAGUAGUAGUAGUGAGGAGGAAACUAGAGUGGUUCGGGUGUCAAAGAAAGUGGAGUCAGUUAUGAAACCCCCUGCGAGUCAGAUGCCCAAGGAUAGAAGGAGUGAAGGUGGCGUGGAAAGAGGCCGCGAGAGGGAUGGGGAGCGUAGAGGUGUUGAUGGCAGGGGCCCAUCUGGAGACCGGCCAGAGAUGAGCAGGAAAGGGGAGGAUGCAGCUAAGCGUGGGUGCAAAGAAAGGAGUAGAGAUGAAAAGGAGAGAAACAACUGGGAACUGCCAAGGAGAAGUAUUGCAGAGACACCUGAAUCCCCACCACCAAGAGGAAGGGAGGUUGGAGAAAGAGGAAGGCAGGGUGAGCAAUCUGGAACAAGAGAGAGAAUGGAGAAAUCUUCGCAAAGGAGGAGCAAUGAGAGGCAGGAGGGUAGGUCACAAGAGCGUGUCCGAGGUCAGGAUGCCAGGGUUGAGAGGUCAUCCAGGAAGGAAGAGAUGGGCAGCAGUGAUAGGUCGGCAGAGCGAAGGCCUGGAACCAUGAGACCUGGUGAACGAACACCAGUGGAACGUCAAAGACAGAAAGCGAAGGAGAUACCAGCUCAAGUUGGGAGAGGAGAGGUUAGCCGUCAAAAACGGGAUGACAAACCCAGACUGUAUUCCAGCAGUAGCAACAGUAGUAGCAGUGAUGAAAGUGAUAGAGAGCAGCUCCCAGGUCCUAAGCAACGAAGAGCACCAUCCAGCGGUAGCAGUGAUGAUGGCAAAGGUCAGGUUGCUAGGCAACAGAGAGUGGCACGAUCAAGCAGUAGUAGCAGUAGCGAUGAUGGUAAAGGGCAAGCUGCCCAGCGACGGAAAAGGGUGUCAUCUAGCAGCAGUAGUGAUGAAGAUCAAGCUCCAGUUGCCAGGCAACCGAGGAAAGCAGUUUGUGGUAGUGAUGACGGCAGAAGACCUGUCGCCAGACAACAGAGAAGAGCGCCCUCUAGCAGUAGCAGUAGCAGUAGUUCUAGUAGCAGCAGCAGUAGCGAGGAUGGCAGACCAGCAAAGCCAUCCGUUAGUAGGAAGCGCAAUAGUUCUGAUUCCGACAGCAGCUCUGAUGAUGGAAGAGCUCCCCCUAGGAGGCAACUGCAACAGCAUAGUUCAGACGAUGAAAGGCACCUGGUUCGAUCCCAAAAGCCUGGUAGUAGUCGUGCUAGCAUUGCAAGUCGGGAGAGCGCAAAGGAAAGACUCCUUGUGCGCAAGGAAGAUCGAAGUGCUGGCAUGAGUAGUAAUGGCAAGGUGCCGCCACCUGUUAGCAGGGCUAGGGAGUACUCGAGCAGUAGUUCAAGUAGUGAGGAAGAGGAACGAACAAUACGACGCACAAUAAAGUCACCAGCUUCGCGAGGUAAAGAUGGUAGAGGCAUGAAAUCACCGCCAGAGAGAGAAUUCCGAGACAGACGCGAAACAAGGUCGCCUGUGCAAAAGGGCAGGGACACACCAAAAUCACUGUCACUGAGAGACAGGGCACCAAGGGCCAGAGAUACUCCUAGGUCUCCUCCACCAGGUGACAGAGCUCCAAGAACAAGGGACACACCCAGGUCACCAGAGCUUAGAGACAGAGCACCCAGAAGCAGGGACACCCCCAGAUCACCUGCACCAGCGGAUAGAGCUCCACGAAGCAGAGACACUCCUAGGUCACCACCCCCAGGGGAGCGGGCUCCAAGAGCUAGAAACAUACCAAGGUCACCUGUACCCAGAAAUAGAGGAACACAGAGGUCACCAGCACCAAGAGCCAGGGACACACCCAGGUCACCUGCACUUGGUGACAGAGCCCCAAGAGCAAGGGAUGCUUCAGGGUCACCUGCACCAAGAGCCAGAAACACACCGAGGUCACCUGUCCAAAGAAACAGAGUAGCUAGAGGCAGAGAAUCAUCAAGCUCACCUAGGCCAAGAGCCAGAGUCAUUCCGAGGUCACUGUCACCGGGAGAUAGGGGAAUUAAACAGAGGGUACCACAGCAGGAGAGGGAGAUGAGGCGUACCAUUCGUCGCAGUCCACCCAGGGUGCAGCAACGGCCUGGCCGCAGUGCCCACAGUCGAUCGAGUUCGAGUAGUGAUAGUGAUGUUCCAAGAGCUGGGCGGCGCCAGCAGUCAAGUUCAAGCAGUGGAAGUGAUAGGAAGCAACAGAAGCGCACCCAAGCAUCCAGUUCUAGCGCAAGUAGUAGCUCCAGCAGCGAAGAUGAGAAGCGUCCUGCGACUAAUAGGGUGCCAGCCACCAAGAAGACACCGCCAGCAAAACAAACUAUGCAAAACUCGAGUAGUAGUAGUAGUAGUAGUAGCAGUAGUUCUGAUAGCGAGGUUGAGCCACCGAGGAAGGCACGCCAGUUUAGCUCAGACAGUGACUCGGAUAAUAGAGUUAAAAAACGUCGCAAUGUUUCAAGUUCAGAGGACGAGUUACAGAGAAAUAAAUUGGAUAAGAAUCGUAAGAAUGUUGCCAGUGCAAAUCGAAGUAAUAGAAAUGAAAAGGAACUGCCAGCUGGGUAUCGAGAGGAUAGUAGGGAGAGGAUUGGGGUGAGAAAUGAUGAGCGCUAUGGUGGGGUGAGGGGUGGAAGACGAGAAACCGAAGGCGAUCGAUAUGAUGAUAAAGGUGGGCGAGGAGGUGAUGUUCGGAGAUCUGAUGACUACCGAAAAGAUAGGGAUCAAAACAUUCGUCGUGAACGGAGUCCAAAUUUUAAAGAUAAUCGUUUUGAACGUGGUGAUGGUUAUCAGCGGGAAAAAGAGGUGGAGUUCCAGAGAUCAGCCGAAAGAAAUAGCACUCGGGACAAUCGCGAUAGUUAUGCUAAAUAUCGUGAUAGGUCUCGAUCUCCUGUCGAGCGUUACCGUGGUAAUGAUAGAGGGCGCGAAAAUAAUCGUGAAAUGAAGGGGCGCUAUGAGAGAGAUGGUGACCGUCGUCGUGAAGCGGUGGCCAGGCCACGUCGGUAGAAAUCACACAUAAUCAUGUCGCAUGUAAACAGGCCUUUAAUUGAGAAUGCUGCGAUUGCAGGGUAGCCAAGAGUGUGUUUGCUGUAAGGACAUGUUACAUAUUUUGAAAAAUCAUGCAACAGAAUGGUUACCGGUAUGUGGCUUGUAACCCAAAGCUAUAUGAGCAUGUGGAUUACUCCAUAUUCCCUAAAUGCGACUUACUACCCAUUAGUGAAGGGUCUCAUAUUUUCACUGCAUUUAGUCAUCCAAGAUCUCUGUUCUUUUAAUUUUUCCAACUUAAUAGUUUUCUUAUUAAAGGGGGACUAAAGGUUGAUGCUCGGGUUCUCAUUUGUGGUCUCCAAAUAGUGAAUAUGCACCUUCACAAAGCUGCGUCUAGUUUGAAGUUGUCAGAAAGAUAUUCCUCACACGAGCAUGAUUAUACAUUAGUUGAUGUACUGUGAAAUAGUAGAGACACCGAACAGUGGCCUCACUUCACCUGGCUCUUUCCUGUAGUCUCUCUGCUCUUUAAGUAUUGCUGAUGCAUUUUAUAUUUGAAUGAUUCCUGUCGCAUAUCAACCGGUGUUCUAAUAUUAAGUUGGAAAGAAAUUAUAUUGCAACGUUUUACUAUUCUACAACCAUUGUCGUGUUUGACAGCACAGUUAUAACAUGAUUAGGUCGGUCACACAAUGGUUCACUUAUGUCUUUAUUGAAAUGAUGAAUUAUCCCUUUCAAUGAAAAAUAAAGAAAUCUGUGGAUGGAACUCAAUACAAGUGAACUGACUGGGGUUUGAAUUGUAAAACUCAUUGUGUGUUUUGGGUGUGGUAAUAGCCCACCACUGAAAUGUAAUCUAACGGUUGACCAUUUUCGGUCUAGAUGUGCAUGGCCGAAUUAUGUCUGGCUGUUCUAAAAUUAUUGUCGUGAUUCCAUGACAUCUUACACAUAACCAGAGGCACAUGAAGAUAUCAAAGUCGUAGCGAUUUCAUAGCUCCAUCACGACAAGCAAACAUUACAUUACUCUUCUGUCCAGGGUUUACGGGUGUGUGGUUUAUGUUGGGUGAGACUCUGGUAUCCUAAAGUGCCUGUGAUCGCACAUUUUAAUGGUUGUCUUUGUGGGCAGAGGGAAUAUCCUUUGUAUUCGACACUUCUCAAACAUGUCAGACAUGACUGGUUAUCUCAUUCAUUGUGCUGCCAUCUUUUAGAUGUCCGGGUACCAAUAUACUGCAGGUUUUGUAAAUGAUUGUGUUCGACCACGCUUGGUAAUGGGAAGUUUGUGAUGUUAAACAUCUGAAAAAUAAAAACCUUUCUGUUUAA
This is a messenger RNA of Lineus longissimus, 7806 nucleotides long. Its product is annotated as serine/arginine repetitive matrix protein 2-like. The record is from RefSeq and is a predicted model, not a curated record. The transcript is spliced from 14 exons. Lineage: Eukaryota; Metazoa; Nemertea; Pilidiophora; Heteronemertea; Lineidae. Gene Ontology annotation, biological process: mRNA splicing, via spliceosome. Gene Ontology annotation, cellular component: catalytic step 2 spliceosome. Bases 79 to 6516 code for a protein of 2145 amino acids. Gene Ontology annotation, molecular function: protein binding; RNA binding.